Messenger RNA from Syngnathus acus (greater pipefish), 7222 nucleotides. RefSeq lists its product as uncharacterized. Lineage: Eukaryota; Metazoa; Chordata; Actinopteri; Syngnathiformes; Syngnathidae. The transcript is spliced from 10 exons. Gene Ontology annotation, molecular function: RNA polymerase II transcription regulatory region sequence-specific DNA binding; DNA-binding transcription factor activity, RNA polymerase II-specific. Gene Ontology annotation, cellular component: nucleus. Gene Ontology annotation, biological process: regulation of transcription by RNA polymerase II. The record is from RefSeq and is a predicted model, not a curated record. Bases 159 to 6398 code for a protein of 2079 amino acids.
AUCACCAGAAGACCCUCUCCUCUUUUGCGGCUUCUCCUCGGUUGUGACGUCACGAAGGCUGUGGCUCCAGUUUUGUAGGCUUUGUGAGAAAACGACGCUGUGAUGUUUUUGUGGAUCACCCGGCUCAGAGACGUGUGAGCUAGUGGAGCAUAAGAGCCAUGCUGAGCCCAACCCAGGAGGAAAGUGAGCAAUACCCUUUGACCACCCAAACCGCUCUGGAUCCACCGAACAAUGACACAGAUUCUACUGAGGCAGCACCAAGAGAAGCAGGUGCACAAGAAGCGAGGGAUACAUCUGUUGAAGACACCAAUGGAACCCAGAUUAAUGAAACACUCACAGAUGAGUCCCUUCAACAAGCCACGAAGACUGUUGAACCCUCAAACAACAAGGACGAGAUGGCGGUGGAUCAUGAUCCUAAGAACAAUCCUCCAUCAGAGCGGACACUCAACUCAAACGAAGAUCCCGGUACUGAUGAACAAAAUUUAAAGAAAAAGGAAAGACGUUACCCCUCCAAGAAAGCCAUGGUAGAUCCUCUAAAGAUGGACAUGACCAAGCCCGUGGUUAUGCCGCUAACAUCAUCAGAGCUUUCCCUGCAAUGCAUCGAGUGCCACAUCAUCUUCAGCGACUCCAAGAGCAAACAACGCCACCUGAAGUUGAGCCAUCCAGUCGAAUACGAGCAAUGCAUCCUGAGGAAUUCGCUUUUCACCUGCUAUCAUUGCGAUAGCCACUUCACCAACUCCACCGAGCUCAUGGCGCAUCAAAAAACACACGUGGAAAGGAAACCCUACAAGUGCCCUCUGUGCGGCCAGACCUUUAAAAGGUUAUCCGAGCUCACGCUCCACAAAAAGGUUCACGUCGGGCAGGAUGGUUACACCUGUCCCGACUGUGGCAAAACAUGCAAAACAACAACACUGCUCAAGUACCACAGUCGUGUACACACCGGAGAGCGGCCGUAUGUUUGCAAGGAGUGUGGGAGCAGGUUUAGCAUGUCCAAUGCACUGCAGAAACAUUUGCUGUCCCACUUGCCGGAAGGUGCCCGAGAAGCGGAAGAGGCCAAAAUGAAAGUAAAACGGAAAAAAGAGCAAGAUGCCUUAACACCCAAGUAUCCCUGCACUUUUUGCAAGGCAACUUUCAAAAGUCCCAAGAUGCGCCUUCGUCAUCUUACAAACAAGCACAGUGUAUCGCUCGAUUCACUUGGGAAAGCCAUGCAAGCCAGGUCACACAUAAAUCAUUUUACUCCAGUGAUAACGCCCAUAUCCAUCGCCCAUACGUCAUUGCUACAAUUGGAGCCCAAUGGGCCUCUUCAGAAAGUCGACGGCAACAUCGACACCGAGCCCAUACGGAAACUUAUCGAAUCUUUGGGAAACGUCCAGAAAGUAAACCAAGUUGUGAUUUUGGGUCAAGUCCCGCCUAAUGCGCCACCAUUGGAAGUUCAGCAGAUCUCCAAACCGCUCAGUUUAAACCUCAAACCACUCCAAUCGGAUUCUACAUGGGUAGAAUCGAAGACGGCGGAAGGAGACUUUUCAAACAACCCAUUUGACCCGAUGGAACAAACGAUCAUACUAGAACCGAUUACACCCGACGGGCAGUUCAUCAACCCGCCCUUCUCAGAGUUGGGCUCACAAAUUGUGUCAGGUGAAAGUCUGGCACUCGGUCUUGCUCCAAGUGAACAUCGAUUUUCUCCAGGGGGAGAGGUCAUGCAUCAAAUUCAUCCGCAACCUGGGAUUGAUUUAACAAACUCCAAUUUAUUUAAGUCGCUGGUUUUCCAAGACCUCGAGCAAACGGUCGUAUUAGAACUAACCCCUGCCUUGACACCAACUGCAGAGCAGCAGCCAUCACAAAACGAGCAACCACCGGAAAUCCCAAACCCUUCGUUGCUACCAACCACUGAACUGGAGAAAACUUCCUAUCAAAGUAUUGUAAAUGAGCACGAUACCGGCUCGCCAGUCCCAUCGUUCGGGCCUUUAGUCGAGCAAAAUUUGUCAUCUCUGCAAAGCACAAUCCCGUUAUCGCAACCUACAGUUGACAAGAACCCGACAUCGCUCCACACGGAUCAACAAGAUCUUUCCGAUUCCACUUUAGCCCCACCACAGACACCCAUACAAGAUUUAGGGGAACCUGGAGCUAACUCACAAGAGGAGGAUCAGAAUCAAAAAGCCAGUCAAGCGCAGGUCCACUCGUUACCCGAUAACGGGACCCCUCAGGAAUCCCGAGAGAAGACGACACAAGAUGAAGAGUUACUGGUUGAUGGAAAGGAGGACAACAAAGAGAUGGAGAGUCUUUCUGAUGCCACGGUUGCUUCUGCUAAAAUGUGUCCUUCUCAUUCAUCCAACAAAGAGGCACCACAGACCUCGGAGUUACCUGUAAAUGUAAUGUCAGCUCAAGAACUUGUGAAAGUACGCAAAAGAAAGCCCGCCAGAGCCUUGAUUAUACAAGGUUAUAUGCAAGAACUGAUAGGCUCCAUCCUUGACGAAGAUUUACAAAGUGAUGGCAAACAAGCGAAACGCAAAAGAACCAAAAAGUCUCAUCUUGUUAAUUUCAAUCCACGGAAGAAAGAGAAGAAAAAUAAAAAACAAAGAGUGCCUUCGCAGCAAUGCCAGUCUCCGCAAAAAGAACCCGUGAUCGACGGGGCAAUGAACGCGUCGGAGAAUAAAGUGGCAUCAAAGAAGAAGGGAAAAAUUGCCGGUAAAAGUAAAAAAGCUAACACGGCAUCUCCGGGUGAAGUCAGUUUGGAUUCACCGGCAAAACAAAAAAAAAAGAAGAAAAAACUGAAAAAAGAAUGUGCAGCUAGAGAUCAGCAUAAAAGUAAACAAAAGAAGAAAAUCAAGUCUAAAGGUGAGCAGAAAUGUUCUUCCAAGAAUACAAAGGUGAAAAUGAUGACAAAUAAAGGGAAGAAAAAAAAGGAAGACACAAUGAGCCCCAAAAACAACCAAAGCAAAGGACAAGCCGAAUCACCCGGCACACAAGUCACGCAAGAUUCUCUCCUUUUACUCAAAGGUCAUAAGCAGCCCCAGCUGAAGGUUCACAAAUUGGAUCCUUCCAAAACAUCCGGACAAGAGAUUCCACCUCCGGAAAACCCAUCCCAACACAGCGAAGACAACCAGGCAAACCCCGAAACCAAGACUGCAAAUAAUCCCGAGAAGAAAAAAGGCAAAUCCAAAAAGAACCCCAAAACUCUCUCCUUGCUGUCAUUUCUGAAGACAUCAUCACAUCAAGCUUCUGAAACCCAGCUCGUCAAACCAAAAACCGGUCGAAAACGAAAAGCUUCAUCCAACUUGGAGGUUGAAGGGGUGAUCACCGCGCCGCAUUCCAAGCGAGCGUUGGAAUGCCAAAACUGCGGGGAGAUAUUCACUGAAGUUGCUUCACUUCAGAAGCACAAGGCCAUGGUACAUGUUUUAGAAAGUCCUCAACUUACGUACACUAAUGGCAAUAUCUUUGAAGGCGUCUCCAGAUUAAAUGUCGACCAUCAAGAAAGUCUUAUCAAUCCGACCACCGCUUGGGGUAAUGAACCCUUGACGGCGUUAGAAGAAAGUCAACCAAAUGUCUCAUUUCCUGCUUUGAUUCCAUCUCCGGCUUUACCCGGUGAAAACGAUGUUCAGCCUCCGGUUUCUUCGAAAGCGUUAGAACCGAUCAAAAACAACAAGGCUUCUAAUUUGGAUCCUCGCUUUGAAAGCACCGCUGCGGUGAAGCGAAAUGAAUCUGCAGAGUCCGUAGAUAAACAGCAAGAACGUUCACCCGAGAAUUUAGAAUCUGACCACCGGGCCCCCGUAGAAGAAGACGUCAAGGAGGAUGAUCUUCUCGGAUUGGACCUCGUCACCGUCGGGGAGGACAAUGAAAACAAUUUGCUUCAAGACAACAUUCCCCAAAGUGAAUCGGUUGAAGUUGCUAAUUCUGAAGCCAGGAGCUUUGAAACUGAAGAUCAAGCAAGAGAAGCGAGAAGCUUGCAGUCGGUGUCCUGCUCCACGCAACAGGUAGGAGUUAAAAAUGAGGAAGAGGAGGUGUUAGUCCAGAAGAAAAAGAAAGCGGGAAAAGGACGUAAACGACAAGGACGAGCGCGUCUAAAAGCGGAUGCGGUGUCGAGGAAAUGUUUACAACCGGGUCCUGUCACAAGAACUGAAUUCGAGGUAGGACAGGAGGAUUGUCAGGUCAUUUAUGAAAAACUCGAAUAUAACUCCCAAAUUAAUCAUCAAGAUCAGACGAUUGCCCAGACAGAUAUUCUUCCGGGACCUCAUCCCCACAGAUGCCCUGCAAUUACUCCCCCAACUUCCACUAUUGUGGAGCAAGCCAGUGUAUCUUCAGACAGAGAAAGUCAGCCAUCUCCAGGAAUCUAUCUUGAGAAGAUAGUAACUGCUGAACCCGGGCAACCUCGUGUAACGAUCUCCCGUAUAAAUCAAAGACAGAAUUUGAAGUGCACCUCUGAAAAUGAGACGCAAGCUAUGAUCAAGGUUGAGGAGAGUACAUCAGAUCUGCUGCUGGGAUCGGGAGCAGGCACGCAACCACAACAAAACCGAGACAUUCGCACGGUUCUGGUGAAGCAGGAGACCAGAGUCCCGCUUCAUGAUGCCUGGUCCACACCGGAUAGCCAAAGCAGGGAAUGGAACGUGGAGCAAGUCACCGAUCGGAACUCUGUCAGCCCACUCACAGACACUGAGACCACGUCCAGCGACUGCCGCCUUUCCCCGGACUUCAGCAACAAGCAGUGUAUCUUCUACCCGGUGAAAGUGGAAGAGAGGGAACUUCCCCUGGCUAGAAGCCCGGAAGCAUCCGAUGAUGUCAGACGGAUGCUCCAUCCAACCACAACCUGCUCUUUAUUUGACGGCAUUCAGCAAGAAGGAACAGAGAUGAUGGACGUUCACGACUUUGCUGACGGACAAGCCGAAGAAGAGUUUCAGAAUCCGGCGGACGUGCGGAGCUAUCUUCUGCAGGCUUCUGAUGAAGACGAUGCAAGAAUUUGGGAGUUGUCGCAACCGCACGUUGACGCAGAAGCAGAAGUCUUGGCCUAUUUCGAUAAGAGCCACGGCGACUGCUCUCAACAGCCAGACGGAACCACACAAAGGGUGUGCAAAGCAGCAACUCGAGAGCCCACCGAGUACUUCUCCAGGUAUUUUAGCUGGGACACCUGGGUCGAAAUGGCCCGCUGCACCAAUCAAACAUCCGACUGCGUCACUGCGAGGGAAGUCGCCCAGUUUGUUGGGAUCCACAUUGCAAUGGGAACUUUAAAGUUUCCCAGUCCACGACUCUACUGGGACAACUUGACCAAGGUGCCCUUGAUUGCGGAUACCAUGCCGCUUUCCCGCUUCCUCCAACUCUCGCGCUUGUUGAAACUUGCUAAGGAUCCGCACAAUAGGAAUAUGAGAGAAAGAACUCGUAGCGACUUUUCUCAUCAUCCCGCUGACAGGAGAGACGAUGACUCCGUGGACCCUUUGUGGAAGGUUGUGCCAUUAUUGUGCCGCUUCCAAAAUGGCUGCCAGUCACUUAGAAGACAAGGUGACUUAGCAGUGGAUCAGUAUUUAAUUCCCUUAACUGGUAAGGUGCACAACAACAGGCUGGCUCUGCAUAGCACCACGUUGAUUGGAUUUGGGGGCUUUCUUCUUCAUGUGGAUCUUAAAGCGGAUCUGUCCAAUAAGGAGGAAACCAUCGAGAAAAUGGUUCCCAAAGGCAGCACUGUGUUUCUUUGCAAGCAAGAACUCUCCACUCCCGCCAUGUUGGAGCGCCUCCUAACGGCAGGGAUCCACGGUGCGGGCCGGGUCGGAGGAGCGCAGGGCCAGAUCGGAGACGAGUUCGUAAGCUCGGACGGCAAGCUGAUGCUACGCAGGUCGCACCACGGCUUCAUUCUCUCCACGGCAGGAAACGGUCAUAAAAACAUGGCGUCUCUCAUUAGUAACUUUGAGAAAGCCCAGGCGGCGGCUCGCCUCAAUAGAGAAUUGUUGAAUCUUUACUCCAUCCCGGUUUCCACCUCACCAACAGGCUGGCCUCUCGCUGUGCUCUGGUACCUUACUGAUAUGGCUUUGGUCAACUCCUGGCUUUUGUACAGACACGAUCACAUGACCGCACAAGCACCUUUGUCUCUUAUGGACUUCAGAUUGGCCGUAUCCAAAGCCUUGAUCCACUCCAGCGGCACAGACCCUCAGAACUCUGUCCUCCCGCGACCCUCCUCUGACCCACCUAACCCCGGUACAGUCGAAGAAAACCCACUCCCCGAUGCGACAACACGGUACGACGGUUCGGGCCACUGGCCAGAGCAACUCGCAGAGGGUGAAGGGGGCAGGUGUCGUUUUGGCAACUGUCAGAGGACAUCACGAGUUAUGUGCCUCAAGUGCUGUGUCUUUCUUUGUAUCUCCCGCAACCACAACUGCUUUUUAAAUUUUCAUAAUCAGGCAAGUUCAGGGAACCUCUAGCACCAUACCUUUUAUUCAUGAGGUCACCACAACCAAAUAGGUGUGUCACAAUUUUUAUAUAAGAACAGCGACUCAAACGCUACAGCACCAGUGUUUUAUUUUUUUUUAUGCUUUUGCACUACGACAUCCUUAAUUGAAACACUAGUGCAAUAUGAUUUGAAAUUUUUAUCCUCAAUUGUAUAACAGCUUCCAUCAAUAACUGAUAUUGUUUUUUAUGAUUUUUCUGGUUGUUUGUCCUACCUGGAAACUUUUUUAGAGGGGAUAUUGUAAAAAUUUCCUUACACAGCCCCAAUAAAAGAAAAUCAGAUAUCGGAAAAAAACUAAACAUGUCGAUAUUGUCUGGUUUGUUCUGUCCUUCAUUCACAAUGAUAUGCACUGGCCAUGUUGGUCUUCUGGAACAUUUCUGUCAUGAAGUAACAACAAAAAAAGAAACUGGUUGUCAAAUAUGUGAUCUUUAAGAGUGAAGUACGUUUAACAAUUUUGCACACGAAGACUGUAUUACUGUCAAGAUCUUACUGUAUGUACUGAAUAAGGUGGAUUUGACUUGAGUAAUUUGCUUGUGUCCUAUCAUGAGUUAAUUUUUUAAUGAUUAUUUAACAUUUAAUUUUUUGAUGAUUAUUUAACAUUUCACAAUGUGUAUGUUUCUAAAUUGUGGAUAUUGUUACUGGUAAUAUAUGUAACAUUUUUUUUUUUUUCCAAAGGCCUAUGAAUAUGAUCACUUGAAAAGUAAUGCAGAACUGUAAAAUAAUGCAUAAGAAAAUGGCUGUGAAAUUCAACCAGGAUUAGUGUAAAGAAUUUUUUUCAAGUAAAUUACAAUUCUCAAA